UGUGGCUCAGAGGCUCAGUGUCAACACUUAGCUCUUCUCCAGAAUGAAGCUUUUUCCUCAGUCCGUCUGUAAACUCGCCUUCCUGAGCUUCUGCUUUGUACUGAUCACAGUGAGAGAGUCAGACAGCACGUUCGUCCCGGGAAGAUGUUUGUGUCCACAUACGCAGCCAGGUGUCAGAGGGCAACUGAAAGAGCUCACAGUCUAUCCAAAAAGCCCCAACUGUGACAGAGUCACCGUAAUAGUGACACUGAAGAGUACCAAUGAUCCAGUGUGUCUGAAUCCAGAGGGGAGGCUAGGCAAACAACUGAUUCGCUGCUGGAAUAGAGCUCAUGAGUUGGGUCGUAAUGUGAUGCUUUGCCUGAAGAGGAGGAAGAGGGGGAGAGGUCGUCAGCGCCAGAGGAGCCGGGGCCUCAACAGAAAAACCUCAUCCUCUAAUUCCCAAUAGACAGCCAAACUGGCAAAUCACAAAGCUACCGAACGGAGAGAAGCUUGUACAUGUAGUUUUUGCCACACUGGGGACUCCAGGUCACCAAAGGUCGUUUAAAAUAAACAGCACACUACCACUUUUCUUUCUAUAAAUGUCACAGAGCUCAGACAUCAGGAUCCCCUGAACUGUUGUCUGAGCUGUAAAUCAAUCUUUCUUUGUAGGCCAGCAGCAGGGGGCUUUACUUUAUCUGUGCAAAAGACUGAUAUUAUGUUUAAAUCUGAGCCCUGGAGGCUUGUCAUAAAUGUUAACAGUUUUAGCUAUAAAACACUGUUAAAUGGUCCAUGUAUUGUUCAUGUGUAAUUCUGUGUAUGCAGCUGGAAAAGCGAACUGAAAACACUACAUUGGUUAUUUAUUUUUAUAUCAAAAGGAUUUUUUUUGUUUUAUAAAUAUAUCAGCAAAACA
This is a messenger RNA of Anoplopoma fimbria (sablefish), 889 nucleotides long. Its product is annotated as C-X-C motif chemokine 11-like. The coding region runs from base 44 to 445 and encodes 133 amino acids. Gene Ontology annotation, biological process: antimicrobial humoral immune response mediated by antimicrobial peptide; inflammatory response; cellular response to lipopolysaccharide. The record is from RefSeq and is a predicted model, not a curated record. NCBI's taxonomy places the organism in Eukaryota, Metazoa, Chordata, Actinopteri, Perciformes, Anoplopomatidae. Gene Ontology annotation, molecular function: CXCR chemokine receptor binding; chemokine activity. Gene Ontology annotation, cellular component: extracellular region. The transcript is spliced from 4 exons.